AUGACUCGUAACGCUCCAGAGAAAACCAAGAACGUAGAGAACUAUUUUUCUAACCCUUCAAGACAUGUGCAAAAUGCAGUACUUGAGGAAAACACAGAAGCAGAUCCAAGGCCAUCAAUAACUUAUUUAUUCUGGCAUGCAAAGCAUUUUCAGCACUUUCAUUACCUUUACAAUCUAGCCAGAGAUUGCCAGAAUCGCGUUGAAAAGCUGAAACAAAGCAAGGAUCUGGCAAUCCGAAUGCCUGAAGAUGUUUUUAUCAAAAUAGGGAUAGUUGGAAAUUUUACAAAAGACAAUGUGAAACUUAUAUCGAAAAGAUCAGGGAAAAGUAAGGUGUCAGAAGACCAACACAUAUGGAAGGCACUUCCACUUGUUUGCUUUCUAAACGAUACAUCCAAACAAUCUCUAUUAAAGAAAAAUGUAAUGCGUCAAGGGAAAGCAAGUCACAAGAUCAUCAUCAAAUCUGACAACUUUUGUGAUAAAACGGACAAAGCAGACGAUUUAAUUUUCAGCGUAGGUCAAGACAAAGAUCAAAUCGAAGAAAUCAUCACCUCUUGCAUAGAGGAACCGCUUCAACACAUGCUACAAAAAUGGUUGGAAGAUCUUAAGCUUGAUCAUCUAAGGAGAAAUGCAUUAGAUAUUAUUGCAGAAAUAGAGGCUAUUAGUAAAAAGUUGGUGUCUAAUUACAGUAAAGACACAGAGGUAGAUUUCAAUAUACCGAGUACUAAAACGGAAACAGUUGUUCCUGGCAAUGUGAAGGAUUACUUGUUUGGAAGAUCUGAUGUCAACUCAUUUGGUUUAUGGAGAAAUUCCUUAUUCAAGGUAUUUGUUGAGAGGGCGACCAAUGUAAAAGAGCUGAAGGAUGAGUUGAUAAUGUUAAACAAAAAUUUCUUUCAAAAAUAUCAGCUAGAAGUAGAAAUGAAAAUUUGGGCAGAAAUGCAAACUAUGAUGCAGGGAGAUCCUAUUCAAUCUAAAGAUCAAGCAACAGGAACCUUGGGAGGGUUUGUUACAAAAACAAACAAUGAUCAGAAAAUAUAUGCAUUGACUUGCAACCAUUUAUUUCCAAAAGAAAAUGAAAGGGCUUACACUCAUGAUUUCGAAGAAAUCGGUGCCUGUGUGUUCACAACCAGGGACAAAGGGUGUGAUUUUGCUGCUAUUGAGAUAAAGGAGUCUUAUUCAGAUUCAUGCGACGUGGCCUUCAGAAGAGAUGACAAAAAGAAAACCAAUGCAAAUGUUUAUUCCGACAGUUUAGAGAAUAUCACCAUUGUACAUAAAAUAGGAGCGACAACGGGUGUGACCAAUGGAAGAAUUGUUAGUCCUGAGUUUUAUUUAAAAGUAACAGAAGACUCUACUAGGGAAAAUGUUUUUCUCGUAAAAGGUACUACCGAACAGUUUUCCGUAAGGGGGGAUAGUGGAUCAUUGGUAUUUUCCAGACCAAAUAGUGUAAAACAAAACUACGUUGAUGUCGUUGGUGUGGUUUACGCCAAUGAUCUUAUAUUGUACGAUAAUGAUGACGAAGACGACGACGCUGAAGAAAAAAACAAAAUAAAGUCAAAAUGUCCUGAAGGUUCUCGGGAAGAGGGUACCUAUAACAAUGAAGUAAACGCUGAAAAUAAACCAAGCUCGAGCGAAUGCGAUAACCAAAAUAAAGACAAUAAUACAGCGUCUGGUAUUAGCCAAGAUACAAAUGGUAUCUCGUUUUGCUGUCGCAUACAUGCAGCUCUUAAACUUUUUGAAGAAAAUCAGGACGAUGAUUUCAAGUUAAAAUUUAAAAACGACUUAUCAUCAUCCUCGCCUGUAUCAUCGUCGUCGUCAGAAUCUGAAGACUAAAUGAAUAAAACAGUUGGUAAAUUUACAAAAGAUGUUUGGUUGUUAGUUGAGGUGAUAUGAAAUGAUAUUGCAGGAAGAUCUUGGCAUGUUCGAAUUAAUUUUUGUGAAUAAUUGUAGCUAUUAGAUAGAAAAAACCUUUCAAAAGAUCUGUAAAUACUAAAUAUUGUUUACGAGGUCAGGUUAUAUCAUGUGACAUUUGUGUGUAUGCUUUAUCAUUUGUUUUAUAUUUUUUCAUUGAUUUUUAUUUUUUUUAAUUCA
Magallana angulata is the source of this 2085-nucleotide messenger RNA. RefSeq lists its product as uncharacterized. The record is from RefSeq and is a predicted model, not a curated record. The transcript is spliced from 6 exons. Lineage: Eukaryota; Metazoa; Mollusca; Bivalvia; Ostreida; Ostreidae. The coding region runs from base 1 to 1827 and encodes 608 amino acids.